AUGUGGAGGUACACCAACGUGUUGGCCUUUUUGCUAGUUUUAUGCAAGGAUGCGUCUUCGCAGAGCAAGAUAUUUGGAGAGACGGAGCCUGUGCGGAUGACAUCUGAGGGCUCUGACUGUCGCUGUAAAUGCAUCAUGCGUCCACUGAGCAAGGAUGUGUGCCUGCGGCUAAAGACCGGCAGUGUGCGUGUAGAGGAUGUCUACACGGUGGAGACGGUCAGUUCUGGGUCAGACUGUAAGUGCUCAUGCACCGCACCACCAUCCUCCCUCAACCCCUGUGAGAACGAGUGGAGGAUGGAGAAGCUGAAGAAACAGGCACCCGAACUGCUGAAGCUCCAAUCAAUGGUGGAUCUCCUCGAGGGAACCCUUUACAGCAUGGACCUAAUGAAAGUGCACUCCUACAUCAACAAGGUGGUGUCACAGAUGAACACCCUGGAAGAGACCAUCAAGACGAACUUGACGCGGGAGAAUGAGUUUGUGAGAGACAGCAUGACCAGCCUCACCAACCAGUUCAAGAGAUACGAGAACUACUCCAACAUUAUGAUGAGUAUAAAGAAGGAGAUCUCCAGCCUGAGCCUGCAGCUGCUCCAGAAAGACUCCUCUGAGACCAAAGCCCAGGUCACCACUGAUGGGAAACCUGUAAUGGCAGCCAACAAAAAGACGCCUGUGGCCAAAACACCUCUGAAAGCUGUCAAAGAAAGGGUCAUCAAGCCCAAGAAAGAGGUCAUUAAAGCUGGGAAGUCAGUGAAGCCUGUUCCAACAGCCAAAGCCAAGGUCGUUGGCCACCAGCCUGGUGUGGUGCGUGGCAUAACAUACUACAAGGCUGCCAAGUCUAGCGACGAGAACGGAGAAGACCACGCUGUCCAUAGCUACACGGUCCACCACGUCACCGGAAGUCGGUCGGAGGACGGAGGAGAAGAAACGAUCCUCGAAACUGUUGAAGCCUCGGAGGCUGACACCAUCAACGCCAUGCGACCUCCCACUGCCGCAGCUACCACUGCCUCCACAACCACCACUACCAGCACCACCACCCCAACGACAGCCAUUCCAACUACCACCACUACUACACCCACAACUACCUCCGCCACCACCACUCGUAGACCAGUGUCUUUAUCUGAAAAACCAGCUCCGACCAUUGUGCUGACCCUUGACAACUCCAACAAUAACAGUCUGCCCACUCUCCACAGAGCAGGGAAAAUCCUCAACUGUGAAGGAACUCUGGCCUCCAUUGAGCAACCAGAGAAGCAGCACAGUUACGGGCGGAACGAAGGAGCCUGGAUGAAGGAUCCCCUGGCCAAAGACAACAAGAUCUACGUCACUAACUACUAUUACGGUAACAACCUGGUGGAGUUCCGCAACCUAGACAACUUUAAACAAGGGCGCUGGAGCAACCUCUACAAGCUUCCAUAUAACUGGAUAGGAACAGGUCAUGUUGUUUAUAAUGGAGCCUUUUAUUACAACAGAGCUUUCACCAAAAACAUCAUCAAGUAUGAUCUGAGGAUGAGAUACGUGGCCGCCUGGACUCUGCUGCAUGAUGUGGUUUACGAAGACACCACCCCGUGGAAGUGGAGGGGCCACUCGGACAUUGACUUUGCAGUGGACGAAAGCGGCCUGUGGGUUAUUUACCCAUCUGUGGACUACGACUACAACCAACAGGAGCUGAUUGUCAUCAGCAAACUGGACCCCGGAGACCUGUCUUUGAAGAAGGAGACCACCUGGAGGACAGGCCUCAAGAGGAACUCGUACGGGAACUGCUUCAUUAUCUGCGGCGUCCUAUACGCCGUCAAUGAAUACAACCAAAAAGAAGGCGAGAUAAACUACGCUUAUGACACGCACACCAACAGUGACGCCAUCCCACGCUUGCCCUUCACCAACGAGUAUGCCUACACCACCCAGAUUGACUACAACCCUAAAGAGAAGGCCUUGUAUGCCUGGGACAAUGGCCACCAGCUGACAUAUCAGGUGAACUUUCUGGACCAGUGAGCACAGCCCAUUUGUGCUACACAUAAGCUCACACUAGGCCUGCCAGUGUGGCACCUAUGUGGAAAGACGAUAAGGUAUUUAAGUUCCGACAAACAGGCAUAUUUGACUCAACAGGACAGAGGAUGAAUCUCCAGCAGCAUUACAUCAUCACAUAACGCUAUUCAAACACCUGACCUCACUAAAUACCAAACAAACGUGCCUCAAAUAUGUAUUAUGUCACUAGAAUGGAGAGUUAACAGCAACGUAAAUAAUCUAAUGGGUUGAGUAGUAAUUAAUUUGGGUAGAAGUCUGUAAACCCACAGACUUGUGUUCUUUCUUUUUUGUGUUUUUACAAUAUCCUCAGCAGGCUGAAUGAUUCCUACAGAAGUUACUGAUCAAUCAAAGGUUGCAUUUUGGAUUUCAAUGUUGUUGUGUAGAUCUUUGCAAGAGAACAUACAGAUUUGGAACAUGACCAUGCUGACGCCUCAGAAAAGAGAAUCAAACAUAACAGAAAUACUGUAUAUGUACAGUAUAUAUAUAUAUAUAUAUAUACAUAUAUAGUAUAUAUGAGUACAUAUAUAUUUAUAUAUAUAUAUGCUGGUUCAGUGUUUCAUUUAAAAAGUAAAUAGCAAACAAAGCCUCAAUAUUUUUAAAAUGUCACUUGAAAUAUUUGAUAAAAAAGUACACAGAGACAAAAAUCAGGCACAACAUUUUUAAUGCAUGUUCUCAGUAGAAUAUGUGUAUUAAUUUGAAGCGCUUAGACAAAAAUCACUUGGCCUUUUUGUUGCGUUUACCAAGAAAGGAUCUAUCAUAAUGUGACACGUUGAUUUUACUAUUUUUGUUCACUAGCUCAGCGUAAGCUACAUUGCUAAAAGGGCAGUCCAAAAUAAAACUUCCUUACUUUUAAGUGAGCUUCAUAAGAAGUUGAGGAUGAGGAUGAUUGAUCAUCCUAGCUCAUAGCAGUUAGCCUAAAAGUUUUUUCUGUAAGGCAUACUGACAGCUGUUAGCUUAGCAACUAAAGCUUUUAAUAGCAGGUAGCUGAGCAAUAUUGAUAAAAUAUAGAUAUAAUCAGAAAAUCUGUAAAAGCGAUGCAUAACUGCUAAUCAGGUUGUACGAACAUGAACUCAUCGUCAUGAAGACAUUUGUUUGUAUUUAUUUUCGGUCUUGAAGCUAAGAGAAGAAGUAAUACAUUUGUAUUUAUUUUUUUAACUUCUCAACUUUGGUCAGUGGAAGCUGUUGUUAAAAAGGCUGGGUUUUAAAAGCUUUUCUUUGGUUUGCCUCAUCUUAGAUACUUCUUUCUUACAUUUUUUACUGGCUAUUUUAGACUGGUGGUUCUUUGGCUCGGCUUUGAUAUUUAACUCACCCAUGAGAUCGUUUCUGCCUCUGAGAAAUAUUAGUAAAAUGUAAUUACUUCCUACUUACUAUCAUUUGUCCAUCUGCUAAGAACUUUCACUGAGCACUUUGUUUGCUAUUUUAGCCUAAUGAUGUGUUUUCUAUUGGUAUUGUUUAAAAGCAUGCAUUGAUAACAGUAACAAAAGCACCUGUAGUAUGUUUUGAAGUUUAAGCAUUAUUUAGUUAUAUUAUUGACCUAAAUUUAUUUGACAUGUAACAUAAAGCAACAUCAACAUUUUUUGUCAAAGUUGGCCUCUGUGUAUGUGGGUGUUUCUGGUAUUUUAACAGCUUUAGACAACUAUGAUUGCGAGGUGUUGAUCGACUUUAAGAUUUGUCAUAUACAUUUACAGAGACAUUUACAUUUAGAAUGGGUUCCAACAAUGGGGACAUAAAGUGAAAAGAUUAUACUGCUUAUUCAGUUAGUGUUACAUAUCUACAACUGUGGGCCAUAAAACUGAAAUAAAAAAAUGAACUUUCUCUUAACUCUUUUGAAAGGCUAGGCCAGAAUUACAGAAUGUGUGCAUUACCACCAAUGCCCUGCAGGGGCAGACUAUGCUAAACUCUGGACUCUUGAAACAUACAAUUCGGGUAACAUUUCCCAUGUAAUGGUCAGUCAGUGUAGACUCACUUGUUUUGACCAUUAUACUAAAUACUGUGUUAUUAUUUUAAUAAGAUAUCACAGCUCUACAAUGUGUUAGUGACUUAGACAUCUUAGACUUAGACAUCUGUCAGUGAAAUGAUUGGAUAAAGAAAUUAAAAAAAUGACACAACAAGAAGGUACUAUGUAAUCUGUCAGUAUCAACACAGUAGUAUGGGUUAAAAAACACAUCCAUCUACUUCCAUCAGUGUCGAUAUCAUUAAAUCUUUAAUGGUGCCCAUCCCAUAGUAUUAUUCAAAUGCAAGCUUUUUUUUUAAUUCUAAAAGUCUUGAAAUGUAACCCAACACUUGAAUGCAGCUGUGUGUACAUCUGCAGCAUGAAAUAAAAAUGUCCAUAAUAAAAAGAA
This is a messenger RNA of Cynoglossus semilaevis (tongue sole), 4358 nucleotides long. It is a transcript of the gene olfml2a, whose product is annotated as olfactomedin-like 2A. The coding region runs from base 1 to 1983 and encodes 660 amino acids. NCBI's taxonomy places the organism in Eukaryota, Metazoa, Chordata, Actinopteri, Pleuronectiformes, Cynoglossidae. The transcript is spliced from 8 exons. Gene Ontology annotation, biological process: signal transduction. The record is from RefSeq and is a predicted model, not a curated record.